UCACUUCCGUCUUCAAGAAAGCCAAGGACAUUCUUUGCAUCACUUUACGUUUACAUACUUUCAAAGGUUGUCUAUAUUCAACACGCACGAUCAAUACAGUCGCUUACAAAUUUGUUCAUUAUAAAGGAUGGCCUCUCGUUUUCCAUUGUUCAUUAUGUUCAUCACAACUAGUUUUUCACAGUCAAAAAUUGCAUUCCCGUUCCUAUAAAAGGUGCUUGCGGUGCAGGGCAUGUAGUGAUAAUCGAUGAUGCGGGCUCCAUCAUACGUUGUCAUAAAUGUUAUGAUUGUGGAGUGGGACGAGGUCUAACCAUACCUUGUCAUGGCCAAAAUGUAACAUUAAAUAGUCAUAUUGCAUGUGUGCCUUGUGUUCCUGGCUCAAACUAUUCUACUGGUCAUCAUAUGCAAUGUCAACCAUGUUUGAAAAAAGUUUGCAAAUCAGGAGAAUACGUGGAGGGUAUUUGUGGUCCAGUCAAAGAUGACAGACAAUGCAAAGGUUGCCCCAAUCAUUCAUACUACCAUAAAACUGUUAAAACUUGUUUACCCUGCUCAUGUGAAAAUAUGACUCAACAAAUCAUGGAUAAUUGCUCCAAUGUUGGUUUUAAUGUGACCUUGUGUGAAAAUGCCAUUAUAAAAAAAGGAAAGAAAAGCAAGAACCUGUCUGUCUUCAGCAUUAUAAUAAUUGUUGCUGUUUCAGUUUUAAUUCUGAUUGUUUUCGCUGUUAUCUUUGUCUGUUUGUGUAAAAGCACAUUGCAAAAUAUGCUGGAAUCAUGGUGUUACAUUUGGAGAAUGUGUUCAGAAAAUACUGCACCAAGUGAAACACUGAACUAUUCUCAAGCAAAUGUUGUUGAUGAAAUGGAAGAGGUGACUGAAGAAGAUAAUAAAAAAAAUAACGAGCCUUGUUUUGAUGGUAAUGACCUUAAAGCUGUUCCAAAAACAGAGAAAUUUGAACUUUUGGAUCAAAAGGAUAAAGAGUGCUUGCAAAGAAAGCUAAAAUUCCUUGAUAUGAACACAGCUACCUGCAGUCGCAUUUUUAAAAAAAUGAUGCAUAAUAAUGAUGUUGGUAUGGGAUAUAGCACUUUGGCAGGGAAAAUGAACUUUUCUCAUGGUGACAUGAAAGAUUUUGAAAGGACAUCAAACCCUUGUGAGGAAAUAAUCAGUUGCUGGAGUAACAAAGAUGAAAAACACAAUGUCAUCGAAUUGUUGAAGAUGAUUGAGGAUAUGAAAAGAGAAGAUGUUGCUGACUUGUUGAGACAGGAGUUAAUUCAGAAAAAAAAUGAAUGUGGUUGUGAAAAGUGUAUUGAUUUUAUGACUAUAAAGAAAAAUGAAGCAUAUUGUCAGUUUUUAACGUUUUAUAUGAAAUUGGAUAUUUUGGAAUGUUUAUUUUUGAUUUAACAAAUGCAAAAAAAAAAACUUGCAU
Messenger RNA from Xenia sp. Carnegie-2017, 1417 nucleotides. RefSeq lists its product as uncharacterized. Bases 400 to 1392 code for a protein of 330 amino acids. Gene Ontology annotation, biological process: signal transduction. The record is from RefSeq and is a predicted model, not a curated record. Lineage: Eukaryota; Metazoa; Cnidaria; Anthozoa; Malacalcyonacea; Xeniidae. Gene Ontology annotation, molecular function: protein binding. The transcript is spliced from 7 exons.